AUGGCCCACAUGCGAAUGCCUGCCUUCCAGCCUGGAAACCAGGAGCGUUGCUGCGCGCUGCAGUCGUUGAAGCCUGCUGGUCUAAUAGUUGUCAUGCCGGAUAUUCUCGGCGGUGACGAUAUCAAGGACGUGCGAUUGUGGCCAUUAACGAAGCACUAUAAGCUUGGCGCGUUUGAAGAGCUUGGUUUACUACGACUGCUCAUGCAAGUAUUGUGUCACACGUCACAUGCCGAAUUCCUCUGCUGCAGCUUGUACUGCGGUGCCGCUGCCGCCCAAAAGCAUCAAAUCCCAGCGACCGAGUAUCAAGGAGCAGUGAAAGUAUCAUGGGCGCUGCUUAAUAGUAAAGAGGCUGAUCUUCGUCUUUGCAGUGCUCUUGAAGCGGGCACUUUUGUCCUAGUGGCGGCUUACAAGUUAGAUGAACGAGAAGAACCGCGCUUCCGAUGGUAG
This is a messenger RNA of Phytophthora infestans T30-4, 447 nucleotides long. RefSeq lists its product as uncharacterized. Lineage: Eukaryota; Oomycota; Peronosporomycetes; Peronosporales; Peronosporaceae. The transcript is spliced from 2 exons. The coding region runs from base 1 to 447 and encodes 148 amino acids. The record is from RefSeq and is a predicted model, not a curated record.